AUGGAUACCUUAGGCGCGAACACUCAGGAGUCGGAGUCCCUGACCAAGAAACGGAAGUUAUACUCAGACCCUAUUGAUCCCCAGACCGUUCCCUCACCAAGUUCCCAGGACAUUAUAUUGGUGGCAGACGGUGAGCGCGCCGGCCCUUUCCCCCUUCCACAACCGAACCAACCCACCCAUCCCGCCCAACUGUCUAACGCCCUACACUCCUACGGACAUAGCCCCCGACUAGUCCCCGAACUAUACGAGCCAGGACAGAACAUCCGAGAGUGGCUCCAAGACCUAUCUCUCCUCCUAGUGAGCGUCCCUCCUCACGAACACGUAUGCUACCUCUUACGCUUUUUGUCACCCCCCGCCCGUAGGCUAGCGUUUGACGCCGGCCUAACCCCCACAUCUGACUUCCGAAAGGCCUCUGAAGUUCUCUUGCAACUCUUUGCCAGCCCCGACGCAUCGGCCAUAGCGAACCAGCGGUUCGCCACACUAAGACAACGACCCGGACAAUCAGUUGAUGACUUCGCCCACGACCUACGACGUCUGGCCGCUGCGGCUUUCGCCAAUCACCCAGAAACUGAUCGCGACCGGUUCAUUUUACACCAGUUAAUCACCGGCCUUAGGGACCGCACCGCCAGCGGUGUCCUCUUGUUACACCCACCUGCCAGCCUGUCAUCGGCUAUCCAACAAUGUCGGCUCUAUGAAGAGUGUUACCCGAGAGCAAAUGGGCCCACACACCGCACCAACAGCCCCACCCGUACGACUCCCCCACCCAGCAGACGGUCUUCCGCCCUACCAGUAUGA
Molecule: messenger RNA, 795 nt
Organism: Spirometra erinaceieuropaei
Lineage: Eukaryota; Metazoa; Platyhelminthes; Cestoda; Diphyllobothriidea; Diphyllobothriidae
Source: the annotation of a GenBank genome assembly